AUGCCACCAACAGAGCGGGUUCGUGCGGCGGAAAGCAAGGAACGGAUCCUGACUUACAUCGAAGUACUGAACUUGAGUUACAGCCAGGUUGGUCCCAUUUUGUCAGAAGUUUGGAAACAACACGGCCCUGAUUUCCAAGCUGCUCUGUCCAAGAGUCAGGUUACCCGUCAGUCUAAGCCCUUUCGUUCUUCCUUUACUGGGCUGAAAGACUCCGAUUCCGAAAUUUGUAUAAGACAACAUUUUCCCAGCGGUCGGUUAUCCAUGGAUUCACCCGCAAUCACUAGCCUCAGCAACCAUGACUCGGUCGCCGAACCUGCGUCCCGUUCAUUCAGUGGUCGCCUCGCGCCGGACACGAAGAAGGCGGCGUGCUUACUCGUGAAGCCAAUUGUGGAGGCCAGCCUUUUUACUGAGGGGAAAAGGAUGACUUUCAUGAAGGAUUAUGGCGAAAAGACGUCGACGAGUCUCGUGUCGGAUUCCGAGUUGGUGAUAAAGAAGAUAGAAGUCGUUAUGUGCGCUUGCAAAAAACCCGCGGCGUUGUUUCGCUGGCUGCUCGUCGCGUUUUUGAUUUUCAGCGUUUCCGGCGUCUCAAUUUUGUCCGACAACCCCAUCCUCUCGUUUUUCUUCAAUCGCCGAGGUCCGCCAGAUCGUGUCAAUUUCGAACAGCGUGAGAGCAUCGGGAACCACUUGUCUUGA
Notodromas monacha is the source of this 693-nucleotide messenger RNA. NCBI's taxonomy places the organism in Eukaryota, Metazoa, Arthropoda, Ostracoda, Podocopida, Cyprididae. The record is from the annotation of a GenBank genome assembly.